Messenger RNA from Acinonyx jubatus (cheetah), 1402 nucleotides. It is a transcript of the gene PRMT1, whose product is annotated as protein arginine methyltransferase 1. The record is from RefSeq and is a predicted model, not a curated record. Gene Ontology annotation, molecular function: protein-arginine N-methyltransferase activity. The transcript is spliced from 10 exons. Lineage: Eukaryota; Metazoa; Chordata; Mammalia; Carnivora; Felidae. Gene Ontology annotation, cellular component: nucleus. The coding region runs from base 120 to 1181 and encodes 353 amino acids.
GAUCUCCUGGCGGGGUCGUGGUGGGCGGGCCGUGGACCCUCCGGUAUAAGGCGGUCCCGGGGGAGUGCGGAGAAAGGGGGGGGUCUCGGCGGCAGGAGGAGGAGUAGGUGCGGGUGAAGAUGGCGGCAGCCGAGGCCGCGAACUGCAUCAUGGAGGUCUCCUGUGGCCAAGCAGAAAGCAGCGAGAAGCCCAACGCUGAGGACAUGACGUCCAAAGAUUACUACUUUGAUUCCUAUGCUCACUUCGGCAUUCACGAGGAGAUGCUGAAAGAUGAGGUACGCACCCUCACGUACCGAAACUCCAUGUUUCACAACCGGCACCUCUUCAAGGACAAGGUGGUGCUGGACGUGGGAUCGGGCACAGGGAUCCUCUGUAUGUUCGCUGCCAAGGCCGGAGCCCGUAAGGUCAUUGGGAUCGAGUGUUCCAGUAUCUCUGAUUAUGCGGUGAAGAUCGUCAAAGCCAACAAGUUAGACCAUGUGGUGACCAUCAUCAAGGGGAAGGUGGAGGAGGUGGAGCUUCCGGUGGAGAAGGUGGACAUCAUUAUCAGCGAGUGGAUGGGCUACUGCCUUUUCUACGAGUCAAUGCUCAACACCGUUCUCUAUGCCCGAGACAAGUGGCUGGCACCCGAUGGCCUCAUCUUCCCAGACCGGGCCACGCUGUAUGUGACGGCCAUCGAAGACCGGCAGUACAAAGACUACAAGAUCCACUGGUGGGAGAACGUAUAUGGCUUUGACAUGUCUUGCAUCAAAGACGUGGCCAUCAAGGAGCCCCUGGUGGACGUGGUGGACCCCAAGCAGUUGGUCACCAACGCCUGCCUCAUAAAGGAGGUGGACAUCUACACUGUCAAGGUGGAAGACCUGACCUUCACCUCCCCCUUCUGCCUGCAAGUGAAGCGGAAUGACUACGUGCACGCACUGGUGGCCUACUUCAACAUCGAGUUCACUCGCUGCCACAAGAGGACAGGCUUCUCCACCAGCCCCGAGUCCCCGUACACGCACUGGAAGCAGACCGUGUUCUACAUGGAGGACUACCUGACCGUGAAGACGGGCGAGGAGAUCUUUGGCACCAUUGGCAUGCGGCCCAAUGCCAAGAAUAAUCGCGACCUGGACUUCACCAUCGACCUGGACUUCAAGGGCCAGCUGUGCGAACUGUCCUGCUCCACUGACUACCGGAUGCGCUGAGGCGGCGCCCGGCUUCUCCCACCCCGGCCGGGCCGGCCCUGCACGGGCCCAGGGGCUGCGGCAUCCUUAGGCAGUUUGGGGGCUCCCCCUUCCUCUCCUUCCCUCCCUCAGAAGGGGGUUUUAGGGGCCUGGGCUGGGAGGGGGGGGCACAUCGUGACUGUGUUUUUCAUAACUUAUGUUUUUAUAUGGUUGCAUUUACGCCAAUAAAUCCUCAGCUGGGA